Messenger RNA from Myxocyprinus asiaticus (Chinese sucker), 2409 nucleotides. Its product is annotated as tumor necrosis factor receptor superfamily member 14-like. NCBI's taxonomy places the organism in Eukaryota, Metazoa, Chordata, Actinopteri, Cypriniformes, Catostomidae. The transcript has 7 exons. Gene Ontology annotation, molecular function: protein binding. Gene Ontology annotation, biological process: defense response to Gram-negative bacterium; defense response to Gram-positive bacterium; positive regulation of T cell migration. The record is from RefSeq and is a predicted model, not a curated record. Bases 396 to 1136 code for a protein of 246 amino acids. Gene Ontology annotation, cellular component: external side of plasma membrane.
CCUGUGAGAUAGUGGAGACGAUUGGAUGAAAGACGGUGGAGUUGUCAUCGAUUUCACUGUUCUAUUUCAUGUUUCUGUAACAACUUACAUGGAUAUAAUAAAACAAUUAUGCGUGGAAAACUGUGUCAGAAACGGUCAGCAUUCUAACUAUAUGUACUUUGGGCACAAAGACUCAAGAAUGAUGGAGACUCAUAUUGGAUGUUUUAUAAAGUUUCUGUUGGCGUGAGGUGGGUGUAUGUAACCUUUAAAGUUUAGCUGCCGGAAAAGGGAACUGCUGCUUCGACACAUGAGAACUACGACUGCACAAAGUAAAAUCUGCAGCUUGUUAAUAACUCAAUGAGACCGAUGACUCCCUGACUUAUCAGUUCUACCUGUGUGGUGACUCAUCACCUGAUAUGUGGAUUUAUGGCAAAUAUGUUCUUCCAAUAUCAACUCUAAUUCUCCUCCUCAUGGACAUUGUGUUCUGUAUGGCAGUUUGUAACAAUGCAGAAUAUGAUAUUAAUGGACAAUGUUGUCCAAUGUGUGAUUCAGGAAAGCGAGUUUAUAAGCACUGUGAUGACAGCACAAGCACAACAUGUGUGUCAUGCACUGAGAUGAGGUUCACAGAUGCUCCCAAUGGAUUAACAGAGUGUCUUCCCUGUUUUGUGUGUGAUGCAAGUAAUGGGCUGAAAGUAAACCAGGCAUGUAAACAGACAUCAAAUGCAGUAUGUGAGCCUCUGCCAGGUUAUUACUGUGUAGACUCACAUGGUCCGCCCUGUUCAAAGGCCAGAAAACAUUCAACUUGCUUACCUGGACAAUACAUCAACCAAACCGGAACAGAAUUUAGAGAUACAGUGUGUGGGGACUGUCCUGCUGGUUCAUAUUCAGAUGGUACUCUCUGCAAAUUAUAUACAAAGUGUGAGUCUCUUGGGAAAAUAACAGUCAAGUCAGGAACAGACACAGCUGAUGCUGAGUGCAGUGAUGGGAAAAAUUUGUACAUAUUGCCUCUUAUUUUCAGUGUGUGUGGAGUCUUUCUGGCGGUGGUGUCUGUCACAGUUGUGAUUAUUGUAAAGAAAAAAAAGGUGUAUCAUCAAGCAAACCAAGUUACUUAUUCCCACAAUCCUGUAAACUUAAACCAGUUUCCAGCACAUAAUUGAGAAGGUUAUUUAUUUUAUAACCAUAAACUAACAUUCCCAGAAUGUUGCAGGGUGGUUUUUGUGGGAUAACCUAAAAAUUAUUUAUAUAGAACAUUCUCUAAUCGUUAUUUUUAGGUUUUAUAUUUCGUAUAAAGUAUCAUGGAAUAUGGGAAUUGAACACAUUAAAAUGAACAGAUGUGGAAAGCAUAUAAUAUAUGCAAUAUCUGCAUCUAAUCCACCUUAUACUUGCAAGUUCCCGGACAUUUCUGGGGGGAAAUGGCCCUAGCCCUCACCCUCCAAUCCAACAGGUCUCAGACGUGCUCAAUGGGAUUGAGAUCCGGGCUCUUCGCUGGGCAUGGCAGAACACUGACAUUCCUGUCUUGCAGGAAAUCACACACAGAACAAACAGUAUGGCUGGUGGCAUUGUCAUGCUGGAGGGUCAUAUCAGGAUGAGCCUGCAGGAAGGGUACCACAUGAGGGAGGAAGAUGUCUUCCCUGUAACGCACAGCGUUGAGAUUGCCUGCAAUGACAACAAGAUCAGUUCGAUGAUGCUGUGACACACCGCCCCAGACCAUGACGGACCCUCCAUCGAUCCCGCUCCAGAGUAUAGGCCUCAGUGUAACGCUCAUUCCUUCUACAAUAAACGCAAGUCCAACCAUCACACUUGGUGAGACAAAACCGCGACUCGUUAGUGAAGAGCACUUUUUGCCAGUCCUGUCUGUCCCGCAGGUGUGAUAUUCAGAUGUACUGAUCCUGUGCAGGUGUUGUUACGCGUGGUCUGCCACUGCGAGGAUGAUCAGCUGUCCUUCCUGUCUCCGUGUAGUGCUGUCUUAGGCGUCUGACAGUACGGACAUUGCAAUUUAUUGCCCUGGCCACAUCUGCAGUCCUCAUGCCUCCAUGCAGCAUGCUUAAGGCAUGUUCACGCAGAUGAGCAGGGACCCUGGGCAUCUUUCUUUUGGUAUUUUUCAGAGUGAGUAGAAAGGUCUCUUUAGUGUCCUAAGUUUUUAUAACUGUGACCUUAAUUGCCUACUGUCUGUAUGCUGCUAGUGUCUUAAUGACCGUUCCCCAGGUACAUGUUCAGUAAUUGUUUAUGGUUCAUUGAACAAAUAUGGAAAACAUUGUUUAAAACCUUUACAAUAUAGAUCUGUAAAGUUAUUUUUAUUUUUACAAAAUUAUUUUUAAAAUACAAAUUUCUCUUUUUGCUGAGUUUAAUAAAAGUAAAUCAUUCACUUGUUGCUUUGUGUUGUUGUAUUGAAGAGACAGUAAUAAAAUCUGCAUCUUACUUAACCGAGAC